This is a messenger RNA of Pocillopora damicornis (cauliflower coral), 2292 nucleotides long. RefSeq lists its product as uncharacterized. Gene Ontology annotation, biological process: fatty acid biosynthetic process. The record is from RefSeq and is a predicted model, not a curated record. Gene Ontology annotation, molecular function: fatty acid synthase activity. NCBI's taxonomy places the organism in Eukaryota, Metazoa, Cnidaria, Anthozoa, Scleractinia, Pocilloporidae.
ACAUUCGUCGCUUACGCCAAAGUGACCUCAAGUGAUAGAAAAGUUGUUUUCAUGUUCGGGGGUCAGGGAUUAGAGUGGUAUGCCAUGGGAAGGCAGUUAAUGGAAUAUGAAACUGUUUUCAAAGAAGCUAUUUUAACAGUGGGAAGAUUACUAAAAGAUAUGGGAGAAACGUGGUCACUUGAAGACGAACUGAUGGCGCCAAAAGACGUCUCACAAAUGACAGAGUGCUACAUUGCUCAGACGGCCACCUUUGCUGUCCAGUACGCAACCGCACAGCUUCUUAAGUCCUGGAAAAUUCUUCCGUCUGCUGUUAUAGGUCAAAGUUUUGGAGAGUUGGCAGCUGCCUGUGUUUCUGGAAUCAUAACUGUCAAGGAGGCACUUCAGCUGGUGGUAAUUCGCUCCACUCUUCAUGAUAGCUGCCCAAAGAAUGGAGGAAUGGCUGCCCUGGGCUUGUGUGAGGCAAAAGCCAGGGAUUUACUUUUAAAUCUAAGGUUAAACGCCACCCUUGACAUAGCAGCAGUUAAUGAUGCAGACGGUGUUACUGUAGCGGGUGAUUUGAAAUUCAUCGAAGCUCUGGGGGAACAUCUAUCAGUGAACGCAAGAGAUGUUUACUGGCGCGUUUAUGGAACAAAUCGUGCAUUUCACAGUUCACAGAUGGAACCCAUCAAAAUCCCUUUUCAGGAAGCUUUGAAAAGGGUUCAACUAAAGCCUCAGUUAUCAAAGAUUCCGAUGUAUUCUUGCGUUGAAGGCGAAAUUGUCUCAGGUCAGCAGUUAAACAACGAUUACUGGUGGCGAAAUAUUCGCUGUCCUGUUCGCUUCUAUUCAGCAAUGAAACACCUACUACGGGAUGGUUACAGGCAGAUAAUUGAGAUAAGCAUGCAGCCAUUUCUUUUCCGCCACGUGAACCGGAUAGCUCUUCAGGAAAAUCUAACGGAACGGGAAAGGCCCGUUGUUUUUACAACUCUUCCUCAUAAGACAGUGCCAAUCGAGGACCAACACAAAUAUUUCCUUCAGAACACGGUAUGUAAAUUGUUUACAGUGGGAUUUCCUAUACACUGGAACUCGGUGGAGGGGAACCGAUCAGCGAGGUUCAUCCGGUCCGAAACAUCUCCACGGCUGGAAAGCAGCUCUUGUUACAGGGAACAUCCACCACAACCAAAAGAGCAACCAAUUAGUUCCAGAGAAACCAUUAAGAGGCCAACUCAUCCUUAUCUAUCAAAAGUCAAAACGACCGACUUAUGUUUAAGACUACACUGCUGGGAGACUGAGAAUGAUCUAUUAAACAUUACAUCUCUGAAGAACCACGACCUAAUCGAGGGAGGUGCCGUUAUGUCUGGGGUUGCUUACCGGGAGAUGGCCUUUGCAAUGGUAAAUGACAAAUUUGUUCAUAUCCUUAGCCUGGAUCUGGGUAAUGUGAAGCUUUCAAGUCCUCCCACUCUUCCAAAAACACAGGUUGGAUCCUUAAGUCCCCGCCUUUUAACGACAGGCAGCAGUGAGAAUUGGGGUGAAGUGCGUAACCCUGCUGCUCCGUACGUUCAGCUGAUCGUCAAAGAACAGCGCCAUGGAUCAUAUUUUCUCGGAGAAUAUUCAUAUGGAAGGUUCCAGAGUGUGGAGUAUCCCGUGAUUGACACACUUCCCUGGUCAUCGCGUUCACAGAACAUAACCAUUAGGUUAUUUUCCAUUACGAAAGACGGACGACUGACAUCGCGACACGUUCAGACUCUAAGAGAAGCUCUCCUGAAGAAUCAAACUAUUUUCAAUAAGGAGUACCAAGAAUGGCAGCCUGCUGAGGUUCGACGUCCUCUCUCAUUUCUUAAAUGCCAGAAUAAUAGAUUUUUGCCACGUAAUCCCACAACAUAUGGCAUCGAGGAAGUCUGGAGUCAGUUAGUAGAUAAAGGUAGCACAGUACUCGUUUGUCCUGGUGAUCAUUACUCCCUUAGUGAGUUACCUCGAGCGCAAGUAACAGGCGGUAUCUUAGCAACUGCCCCGGCCAUCAACUGCUGCAUGUUGCUACCAGAAUUGCCCACACUUCCAAGAAUGUUUACCCAAAGACGUGCUGUGGAGAAACUUUCCGGCGGUGUACAUGUAGGCGUGUUCCUUCACUCAAAGAGAGGCAACAAAAUGCCGCGUUACAGAGACCUAUUUUUCCGAGAAGAUUUCCACAAACUUGAGUUGAGAUCAAAACCUGGCGAAAGAGAAGCGAUUCAAAACGAGGAAACUAAAAAAGAUCAUGGAUCUGAAAGGGUAACGAUACUCUUUACUUUAGGUUACGUUGUCAAUAUUUUUGUCUAA